GGACUCUAAACCCGUUGAUGCAUUCCUCGUUGCGGGUGGCCCAUCCGUAUUCGGGAUAGAUCAGCAAAAACAGGCCAUAGUUUUGCAAAGCGAAACCUACCCACUUCGCUCUAGAUAAUGUGGGCCAUUCUGAGGGCUCAGGGUAGAACUAGUAACAGACGAAUUGAGCCAACUGAUGACCUCACAUAGCUACUAGUAGACUCACUACGUAUGUCUAGCCAGCCUGGCCAACUGCCACUUGAAUGUACUUUUCCUCUCCCACUAGUGACAAAAAGCAUGGUCUCCAAGGUACCCCAUCAACAUUAAGAGCAGUUUGGAGCUACAGUACCAAAUCGUAAAACAUACUCGUUAAGUUGCUAUCAUGCAUUCGUUGAUAUCCUCCAUCCGCCUGGCAGUUGCUCUCGGAUAUGCCUCAACAGUUCUAUCACAGAAAUAUCAGAACUUCACUCAUUCGGAAAAGGUUACCGCCGCCGCGGCGUCACCGAAAUACAAAUUUGAUGCUUCAUCAUCCCAAAACGUCGCUGUUUAUUUCGGGAGGACGGAUCAGACAAUAAACACAAAUCUCACUGCACAAUGUAGUGACAAGAAUAUCGAUAUCGUGAUGCUGGCUUUCGUCACUCAGAUCUUUGGCGGCGGAGGAUACCCGAACCUUGGCUUCGAAAAGCUAUGCACCGGUCAGACGUCCGAGAUGAUUGCUGCCAAUGCCACCGGUCUUCUUUCAUGUACAGAUCUGGAACCACAAAUCCAGAGCUGUCAGUCUGCGGGCAAGAAGGUUCUUGUUGCCUUAGGUGGUCAAAAUGGGGAGACAACAUUUGCCAACACCACUGAAGCGCAAAAUGCAGCAACCCUCUUGUGGAACCUCUUUGGUGGUGGCUCAGCAGAAGACGCUGGAUUGCGACCCUUUGGGAACGUGAAGGUCGAUGGCUUUGAUAUUGAUAACGAGCUAGGUGACGGAUCCUACUAUGAAGAUUUCGCAGCUGCCCUACGGUCUCUCUUCACAGCACAAAAAAGGAAAACCUACUACCUCUCCGCUGCCCCAAGCUGCUCCUUAACCACGAAUGGCUCGAAUCCCUUAGAGAUGCUAAAUCUCAUGGACUUUGUCUGGCCCCAAUUCUAUGGCGCUCCCUCCUGCAACAUCGGCACCGACUCCUUCCCCGAUUCCGUAAAAGCAUGGAGCGAGCGUCUCGUCGGACCAAAGCUAUACAUCGGCUCCCCAUCAUUUGCGGGUGGUACUACCAACGGGGGUUACGAAGAACCAGACGCGUUUGCUAAGACGCUCAAGAGUGCAAGGGCAGACACCACAGAGGAUUUUGGGGGUGUGAUGUUGUGGGAUGGUGCCUAUGGGCACAUCACGAUGAAUUCACAGGGGCUUGAUUAUAUAGCUGUUUCGAAGAAGGCAUUGACAUCGUAGGUGCUCCGAACCUCCGGAUAUCACGUGGAGCAUCUCAAGGGGGCGGUAGUUUCAGGGUGUUCCUACACAGACACGUACAAGUCGAAGUUUCUACUAAUCUCGGCGUUAGGAAUGCUACACUUUAUGCAGUGAUGGGUGUAAAAGUUUUUAUGUUGUAUUGUGCAGUGGUUACAUCAGUAUAUUUGAUAUAAAAUUUGAACCACGCGUUUCUCAAGGUGUUGAAUACCUUGAUUCUAGGAAGGAAAAGCAAACUCCUGUCCUUAAUGUGUGAAAUGCCCGUGUGCAGCCUGACAAUUAUGCUUAUACUAUGAACUUGUCAAGCUCGCUAUGUCAAAGCUACCAAACAACAUCGAGU
Molecule: messenger RNA, 1766 nt
Organism: Cadophora gregata
Lineage: Eukaryota; Fungi; Ascomycota; Leotiomycetes; Helotiales; Ploettnerulaceae
Exons: 2
Coding region: 362-1411 (349 amino acids)
Biological process (GO): carbohydrate metabolic process
Cellular component (GO): extracellular region
Molecular function (GO): chitinase activity
Source: RefSeq, a predicted model, not a curated record